Haemorhous mexicanus (house finch) is the source of this 1515-nucleotide messenger RNA. RefSeq names its product erythroblast NAD(P)(+)--arginine ADP-ribosyltransferase-like. NCBI's taxonomy places the organism in Eukaryota, Metazoa, Chordata, Aves, Passeriformes, Fringillidae. Gene Ontology annotation, molecular function: NAD+-protein-arginine ADP-ribosyltransferase activity; NAD+ poly-ADP-ribosyltransferase activity. The record is from RefSeq and is a predicted model, not a curated record. The transcript has 3 exons. The coding region runs from base 180 to 1124 and encodes 314 amino acids.
GUGAGGUUAUCUGGGAUAUUGGGGCACUCAGUGAAAACAACAGUGACAAAAGUCAUUUUUAGGACUCUCCAGGACCAUAAAGGGAUUUCCAGAAAGAGGCGGAGCCAUGCAACUUAUAUAUGGGAAAAGCGAAGUUUCUGUGCUUGGUAAGGGACACAUUUUAAUGAAUAUUUAUAAUUAUGAUGGAUAAAUACCCCAUGGCAAAGUCCCCCCUGAGCUGCAGGACCAGGAGAGAUCUGCUUGUCCCACCCUGGUCCCUGUGGCCUCUCCACUCCAUGGCCCCCCUGGCACAGACCCUGGCACUGCUGGCAAUGGCCAUGGCCACCACAGCUGUCGAUGUGAUCCCCCUGGACAUGGCCCAGGACUCCUUCGAUGACCAGUACCGGGGCUGUGGCCCUGCCAUGACCGUGGCGUUGCCGGCCCUCAACCGCUCCGAGUUCGAGCAGAACCCUCUCUUUGGCCAGGCCUGGGUGAAGGCCACAGCUGAGUGGCAGAGUCGGGGGUCCCCUGUGUCCCCUCUGUCAUCCCCAGCCCAGGCCAUCGCCCUCAUGGCCUACACGAUGAAUGACCUGUACAAGAAGUUCAAUGAUGCCGUACGCGUGGCCGGGUCCUCCAGCCAGGAAUACCGGGACAACUUCCACUUCAAAACGCUGCAUUUCCUGCUGACCCAGGCCCUGGUGACGUUGAGGGACACUCAGGGAUCUCAGUGUCACAACGUGUACCGGGGGGUGCACGGGGUCCGGUUCAAGGCUGAGUACGGUGACAUCGUCCGGUUCGGUCAAUUCACGUCGGCAUCACAGAGUGGAACAACUGCCCAGCAAUUCGGGAUAGACACAUUGUUCUAUGUGCACACCUGCCACGGCGCAGUAAUCCAGGAAUUCUCCAACUAUCCUGGUGAGAAGGAGGUGCUGAUCCCACCCUUCGAGACCUUUGAGGUCAUUGAAGAAAGCCAGGAAGGGGACAGGGCAUGGAUCCAGCUCCGCUCCACCGGGAUCUUCAGCAAAUACAGCUGCGAGUGGCUGGGAGGUGACACUACAGGUGGGAGUGUCCCCAGGGCUCCCUUCCACCUCAGUGGACUCCUCCUGGCCACCACAGCCCUGGCAGUGGCCACUGGGAUCCUCUGAGCUACGAGACCACCACAGCCUCCAAGGUCACUGUCAUCACUGUGGCCACCACAAUCACCAAUACCACCAUGACCCCCAGAGAAACAAGGCCACCAAGGCUACCAAGGCCACCACAGCCACUCUGGCCACCUUGGCAGUUAUUGCCACCGUGAGGUCACUGGGGCCACCACUGUUACAGUGGCAACUGCUGCCACCACAGCCAUUCUGGCCACCAUGGUCACUGUAACCACCAAGGCCACUGUGGCCACCUUGAUCACCAAGACUCCUUGAGCCACAAAGUUACAACAGCCACUGUGACCACUGUGGCCAACAGUAUCAUUGUGCAAAGCAAUUCUAAUAAAUAUUUCUAUCAAAACAAUUCCUUUAAAUAAAUCUGACAAAGCCAGAAAAA